CCCCGCCCUCCGGUCGUCGCUCUCGAUGACUCGCAAAGACCGAGCCCAGUGAGCUUUGGCUCUCUGUUAGUUCAUCCAUCACAAACCCCUCGUCCGCCUUUGGUGUCGUCGCACGUCGUCGCCAUGGCGCAUCUUACUCUCGCAGGCGGUUCUUGCUUCACGGCCGCUGAGGCCCAGAAGAUCAAGGACCAGAUCAACAAGGUCGCGCCCAUCAAGGCUUCGAGCGUGCGAGGGUCCUGGGUCUACUAUGCCCACGUCGAGGGCGACACUGGCGCCGCCCAGCAAAAACUCGCUCAAUUGCUUCCUCUGCCGACUGAAUCCGAGCUGUCUGCCUCUCACCUGACGCACAUUGGUUACGGACGGCAGUGGUACGUGACUCCGCGGUAUAUCUCGCCGUGGAGCUCCAAGGCCACCAGCAUCGCUCAGGUAUGCGGUUUCGAGCAGCAAAUCCGGCGAAUUGAGCGCGGCCGCAUCAUUGCCAUUGAGUUCGAGCAACCCUACAACGACAAGGUGGUGCCCUUCCGCGAUGUCCUGCACGAUCGCAUGACCGAGACGCUUGCGACCGAAGCUCCCGAUCUCGGCGCCAUGUUUGCUGAAAGCCAGCCUGCUCCUCUCGAGGUCGUUGACAUCUUUGCCGCCGGUCGCGAUCCUGCGCAGGUUUUGAACGAAUACAACAAGGCGCGUGGGCUGGCUCUCGACGAGUCGGAGGUAGAGUAUUUGGUCGAGAAAUUUAGACAGUUGGGACGCCCGCCGCACGAUAUCGAGCUGUUCAUGUUCGCCCAAGUCAACUCAGAACAUUGCCGCCACAAGCAAUUCAACGCGAAUUGGACCAUUGACGGAAUGGCCAAGGGAAAGACGCUCUUCGAAAUGAUUAGGAACACCCACAAGGUGACUCCUGACUUCACCGUGUCUGCAUACAGCGACAAUGCGGCAGUUAUGGAGGGUGAGCACGCCAAUCUCUGGGCUCCUGAUUAUUCGACCGGUUCUUGGAAGCUUCACAAGGAGCCUCUACAUGUCCUGGCCAAAGUGGAGACGCACAACCACCCCACUGCCAUUGCCCCUUUCCCGGGCGCCGCUACUGGAUCUGGUGGUGAGAUUCGUGAUGAAGGAGCCGUUGGAAGGGGUUCGAUGCCAAAGGCUGGUCUUUGCGGUUUUUGGGUAUCCGACCUGCUAAUCCCAGGCCAUCGGGCUCCCUGGGAAAUCGAUGUGGGCCGACCGGCGCAUUUUGCCAGCAGUCUCGACAUCAUGCUCGAGGCUCCCAUCGGAAGCGCCCGUUUUAACAAUGAGUUCGGCCGUCCUUGCCUUACGGGCACCUUCCGCACGCUCCUCACAGCGGACGACACCAACGCGGAAGGCGAGUUCCGCGGCUAUCACAAACCGAUCAUGGUCGCUGGUGGUGUUGGCAUGGUCAGGGAGAAGCAUGCGCUUAAACGGCCAGAAGACGUCAAGGAGGGUGCGCAUGUCAUUGUCCUCGGCGGCCCGGCCAUGCUGAUCGGUCUUGGUGGCGGCGCUGCUUCCAGCAACGCCUCGGGAGAGGGCAACGCUGACCUUGACUUUGACAGCGUCCAGCGCGGCAAUCCUGAGAUGGAGCGCCGCGCGCAAAUGGUCAUCAACACUUGCAUAGCCCUGGGCGACAACAAUCCGAUUGCGAUGAUCCAUGAUGUUGGCGCCGGCGGUCUCUCCAACGCACUCCCUGAGCUCGUCAGGGAUGCCGGGUUUGGAGGCCGGUUCGAACUUCGUCAGGUCGAGAGCGUAGAUAAGGGAAUGAGCCCGCUCCAAAUCUGGUGCAAUGAGGCCCAGGAGCGUUAUGUCAUCCUGGUGAACAGCGAGGGCAUGGAACGAUUCACGAGCAUUUGCAGACGUGAGCGCUGCGGCUUUUCGGACGUCGGAACCGUGCUGUCCCGCGAAGUCGACGGUGUCUCCAAGUUGAUUCUCACCGACAGAGAAUCGAAAGAGUAUCCCCGACCCAUCGACGUCCCUAUGGACGUUCUUUUCCCUAAAGGCCGGAAAUUGGAGCGUAUCGUCAACUCUAAGAAGCCUGCGUGGCCCGUUUUCGACCCUGUCGCUAGCCUGAAAUCGGCUACCGACAGCUCACUGGCCGAUGCAGACCUCUUCAAGCAGGCAGUCCAGCGCGUAUUCUGGAUGCCCUCUGUCGGUUCCAAAUCAUUCCUGAUCACAAUUGGCGACCGGACCGUCGGUGGCCUUACAGCUCGGGACCAAAUGGUCGGGCCUUGGCAGACACCGGUUGCCGAUGUCGCUGUUACAGCCACGUCUUUUAGCCUCAAUGGCGCGAGGACCGGUGAGGCGAUGGCCAUGGGUGAAAAGCCCACACUUGCCCUCAUCUCUCCUGCCGCUUCCGCCAGGAUGGCUGUAGCCGAGAGCCUGCUCAACCUUGGAGCAGCAGACAUCAAGGGCGGCCGCUACCGCGGUGACUUGCGGCGCGUGAAGCUGUCCGCCAACUGGAUGGCAGCUGUAAACCAUCCGGGAGAGGGUGCUGCACUCUACGAGGCCGUAGAAGCGAUCGGCCUGGAUCUGUGCCCGAAGCUGGGCGUCAGUAUUCCCGUGGGCAAAGACUCAACAUCCAUGAAAUCGUCAUGGAAAGACGGGGAAACUAAGAAGAGUGUGACCGCGCCGGUGUCAGUUGUCAUCUCCGCAUUUAGCCUGGUUGAGGAUAUCCGGCGCACCUGGACGCCCCAGCUUCGCCGAGUCGAGGAUGUGGGCGAGACCAUCCUGCUAUAUGUCGACCUUGCGCUGGGCCACAAAGCACUCGGCGGCUCCGCUCUCGCUCAGUCGUUGAAUGCCAUCGGACAUGAGGCGCCCGAUGUUCGGGAUGUGGAUCUCCUUAAAGACUACUUCGAUGCGUUGGCCCAACUUCACGAAAGUGGCAUCGUGCUCGCCUACCAUGACAAGUCUGAUGGCGGCCUCAUCACCACUAUCGCUGAGAUGAUGUUUGCUGGUCGGUGCGGUGUCGACGUCAUGAUGGAUGGCAUCGCUGCUUCGGGGAGCCUGAAAGACAUGGUCGAAGCUCUAUUCAACGAGGAGCUUGGUGCCGUUUUCCAAGUUCGCGCUUCUGACGAGACGAAUUUCAAGAGGUGUUUCGCCACUUGUGGCCCUCCUGCUGGCCUUAUCCGGAAGUUUGGUGUCAUCCAGCCGGCGUCCAAGCAAAGCCUCACUAUUCGGUACGGCGAGGGAGCGCCGUUUAUCAGCCUCGACAGGGCCGAAAUGCAGCAGUGGUGGGCCAAGACAUCAUACGAGAUGCAAAAGUUGCGAGACACCCCUUCGUGCGCCGAGUCCGAGUAUGCCACCAUUCUGGAUUCCGAAGACCCCGGUCUUUCUUACAACCUGACCUUCUCGCCCACUGAAAACAUUGCUCCCCUGACAGCGUCCAUCGCCGGCUUUUUCGGCAAGAUGCCCCGCGUAGCCAUUCUCCGCGAGCAGGGAGUGAACGGCCACGCCGAGAUGGCCUUUGCCUUCCGCGCCGCGGGCUUCGACCCUGUCGAUAUUCACAUGACUGACAUCAUCGCGGGUCGCUCGCUGUCCGACUUUGUUGGUUUGGCCGCUUGCGGCGGAUUCUCGUAUGGCGACGUGCUCGGCGCCGGCCAAGGCUGGGCCAAGUCGAUUCUGCUACACGAAAAGGCUCGGAGUGAGCUGGCUGCCUUCUUUAACCGCAAAGACACGUUCGCGCUAGGCGUCUGCAACGGCUGCCAGAUGCUGUCCCGGCUCAAAGAGCUCAUCCCGGGCGCCGAGCACUUCCCGACCUUUGUUAGCAAUGCCUCGUCGCAAUUCGAGGGACGCUUCAGCAUGGUUGGGAUCGAAGACAACCCGGCUCGGCCGUCAGUCUUCUUCAACGGCAUGAACGGCUCCAGCCUGCCGAUUGUUGUCUCUCACGGCGAGGGCAGAGCCGAGUUUGAAUCGGAUGAGUCGUUCCGCGCCCUGGCGGAGGCGGGUGGCAUUCCGUUGCGGUACCUCGACAACAGGCUGAACGUCACAGAGCAGUAUCCGUACAAUCCCAACGGCAGUCCCGGGGGUGUGGCGGGCGUCUCGAGCAGCGAUGGCCGUGUGCUGGCCAUGAUGCCGCAUCCGGAGCGGACUAUUCUGGCGGAUGUAGCCAGCUAUGUGCCGGCCGAGGAGGUUGCCGAGUGGGGUGAAUUUGGACCUUGGCUCAGGAUGUUCAGGAGCGCGCGGAGGUGGGUAGGUUAGAUAAAACUGGGAUGGUGCUUGAGGCGUUGCGAAGAAGAAACAUGGAAGGAAAAAUCGAUCAUGGACGGUGGGUUUUGCGGACUGUUUCUAUAGGUCUUAUGGGUGCACUUUUUCUUGCUCAGCUUUGGUACCACUCGUCACGCAAAAUAGACAACGUCAGGAAAAAU
Messenger RNA from Thermothelomyces thermophilus ATCC 42464, 4367 nucleotides. RefSeq lists its product as uncharacterized. NCBI's taxonomy places the organism in Eukaryota, Fungi, Ascomycota, Sordariomycetes, Sordariales, Chaetomiaceae. Gene Ontology annotation, molecular function: phosphoribosylformylglycinamidine synthase activity. Bases 124 to 4200 code for a protein of 1358 amino acids. The transcript is spliced from 2 exons. The record is from RefSeq and is a predicted model, not a curated record. Gene Ontology annotation, biological process: 'de novo' IMP biosynthetic process.